Penicillium cinerascens is the source of this 201-nucleotide messenger RNA. RefSeq lists its product as uncharacterized. Bases 1 to 201 code for a protein of 66 amino acids. The transcript has a single exon. Lineage: Eukaryota; Fungi; Ascomycota; Eurotiomycetes; Eurotiales; Aspergillaceae. The record is from RefSeq and is a predicted model, not a curated record.
AUGUCGGUGGACGGCAGCGUCCCUUCGCAGCGGCAUGAGUGGGGAUGGAAGGGGGCGAAGCACUCAUUUUUGAGAACGGUCAUCUCCGAGAGGGCAAGGGGCCGGAGCGGUGGCGUCCGACCUCAAGGGGACCGAAUUGACGAGGAGCUUAAGGCGUGGGAAGGAGACGUCGUCGAGCGACGCACCAGCAGGAUUAUAUAG